AUGGAUAAAUUCAGCAGAACCACCCUUUUGUUUCUUCUUUUCUGUGUCCUUAUCAUUCUUCAAUUCCAGCCUGCAACACUUGACGAAGGUGGCCAAAAUGUUGCUCAAGAACACCCAGAAAAACCACUUCUUUCCAAGCUACUGAUGGAUACCGUUUCUCUACUCAGAAAGUCCCACAAAAGUUCCUGGGAGAAAAUCAAAACUGUCAUUCAUGAUCUGCAGAUGCAAUUCUCCCCACCAAAUUUGGAGGGUGGGGGAGAGGCAGGACAUGAUGGUGCCAAAGGAACAAUGAAAGAAGCAGUUGGGGAGAGUUUCCACAGAAGCAAAGAGACAGUUGAGGAAUCUGCUAAAUCAGCCGCAAAAGUGGUCGGAGAAGCCUUUCAUAAGACAACAGAAAAGAUGAAGGACAGUACUGACACUGAGAAAGAGUCUGAAGCAGAGCUUUGA
This is a messenger RNA of Gastrolobium bilobum, 447 nucleotides long. RefSeq lists its product as uncharacterized. The record is from RefSeq and is a predicted model, not a curated record. The coding region runs from base 1 to 447 and encodes 148 amino acids. The transcript has 2 exons. NCBI's taxonomy places the organism in Eukaryota, Viridiplantae, Streptophyta, Magnoliopsida, Fabales, Fabaceae.